AUGGUGAAGGAUGGUGUUAUUGAACCUUCAUCUAGUCCAUGGUGUUCACCUGUGGUGCUGGUAAAGAAGAAGGACGGCAGCAUGCGGUUUUGUGUUGACUACCGCCGCCUGAACGACGUUACGAAGAAGGACAGCUAUCCCUUGCCUAGAAUUGAUGACACGCUGGACAUGCUCACAGGCGCAAAGUGGUUUAGUACGCUGGACCUGAAAAGUGGCUACUGGCAGGUUGAAAUUGACCCUAAGGACAAGAAGAAAACUGCAUUCUCCACAGGAAAGGGUCUGUGGCAAUUUAAAGUCAUGCCGUUUGGAUUGUGCAAUGCUCCAGCAACGUUUGAAAGAUUGAUGGAGCUUGUACUUACCGGGCUAAUUGGAGAUGCCUGUCUGGUCUAUUUGGAUGACAUCAUCAUCGUAGGCCGUACGUUUGAGGAACACCUUCAAAACCUGGAACGCGUGCUCAUGAAGAUCCAGAGUGCCAACCUCAAGUUGAGUCCAAAGAAGUGUUCACUAUUCAAACGGCAAGUUAGUUUUUUGGGGUAUGUAGUGUCGGAAGAAGGUAUACGCACGGAUCCAGAAAAAAAUUGCCGCUGUCAAGGAGUGGCCGGUUCCAAAAGACAAGACACAGGUUAG
This is a messenger RNA of Parnassius mnemosyne (clouded apollo), 627 nucleotides long. NCBI's taxonomy places the organism in Eukaryota, Metazoa, Arthropoda, Insecta, Lepidoptera, Papilionidae. The record is from the annotation of a GenBank genome assembly.